UUUCGCUUAAGGCCGAAGAAAAAGGACGCGCAUGUUCUGUACAAGACCUGGGCAAUACCUGAGCAAGACUUCAGCAUAUCGAAGUGAACGUGAACACGCAACACCGUUGUCAAUACCCGAGCGAGAUAUUGGCGAUGAGCAUUUCAGUGACGGAUUCCCGAUAAUUCUUGAAGAGAGUAGAACGAAUAGCAAUGGCAUGCACGGUGCUGAAUAAUCAAAAUGAUUUAUUCGAGUUGUACUCACUGACGAGCGAGGAUAGCAAAUGUAUCGAACCGCGCAGCAGCUUGAUCCAACGAAGAGCCGGCGACCAACACGUGCGCAAUAUUUGCGGAAGAACGCGCAUAUGAAGGCCGGAACGUGUAACAAAGCGAUAAAAGAAAAAGAACGCCAGGAAUCUAUUCCAGGUCUCACGUGAAAUUAACAACAACAGUCCGCCGUUGUCACGUGUGGCGCACAUUAAUCGCUUCGGCGAUCAAGCCGCAAUUAGCCCCAAAAUAUAAUUAGAAUAAUUAGAAGCACCUAAAAUAGAUACGAGGCCGAUUGCAUUAUUAGGCGUUCUUCCUUUGUUUUUAUAACUAGUCUAGUAAAAUCCUACGCAAUAGUUCUAAUAAUAAUCGAUGACGCACACGCAGUCGUCACAUUGUUUAUUACGUGCCCACCCCUUAAGCAGCGCGCGACAGAUCGCUAUGAAUAAUGCAUCCAUUAAAUACCAUCGAACACGCGAGAGGGUUCAUAAUCAAGGGAACACCCCGGAGAGAAGGCAGUGGCGAUUAAGACAUGGACAGUAAUAGUAGUCCACCGUUAGGCUCCACCAAGAAGAGGAUUAGUCCUCCGAUCAGCUGGGGUCUUACCAAUAAAGACUCCUUCAAGACGAUUAAAGUGAUUUUACUUGGACAACCCGGCGUUGGGAAAUCGGCUUUGGCCGUGCGAUUUGCCACGAGGCGCUUCAUCGGCGAGUACGAUUGCACCACCGAGAGGAUCUACCGUGUCGACAAUCAUCUGGGAUCCUCGUGGGAAAUAGCAGAUCCGCCGGGAUAUCCGCCCACCUCCGCCGAGCCGAAAUUACGAUGGGCCGAUGCGAUAGUCCUCGUUUACUCGGUAACAGACCGCGUCAGCUUCGAUGAGACUUCCCGUCUCAGGUUCCUGGUAUCGCACGCGAGGAGAGGUAGAAAGGUGCCACCGGUCGUGUUGCUUGUGGGAAACAAGGCCGAUCUCUCUUGCUCGCCGGGUGAGCGCAUGGUAUCUGCCCUGGAAGGCCAGAAAAGGGCAGAAGAAAUCGAGGCUCACGCUUUCCAUGAGAUUUCCGUGAGGGAAUCAGUCGACCAGGUCAUGGUCAUAUUCAUGAACAUAUUACGAUUGUUGGCCGAACUGCCCGGCAGUCCAGGAUACUCGGCAGGACCUUUCAGACUGAGGGCCUGCACAGAUGGUACCAUAAACACUCUUCGCCGACCAUCACCCCUACCACCAUCAAGAAGAUUUAGCAUUUCCGCCCGUGGAAAUUUAUUGUAGAUUUGCUCCUGAGAAAUUUAAAUUAUUUUAUUUUAUUUUAUAAGUUUAGUUUAAUUUUUAUUUUAUGGGUUGCGUGCACUACAUAGAUGUAUUUUAACCAUUUUAAUAAAUCUGUGCUUAUAAAAAAA
Messenger RNA from Ooceraea biroi (clonal raider ant), 1637 nucleotides. RefSeq names its product ras-related and estrogen-regulated growth inhibitor. Lineage: Eukaryota; Metazoa; Arthropoda; Insecta; Hymenoptera; Formicidae. The record is from RefSeq and is a predicted model, not a curated record. Gene Ontology annotation, molecular function: GTPase activity; GTP binding.